This is a messenger RNA of Amphiprion ocellaris (clown anemonefish), 8241 nucleotides long. RefSeq names its product nuclear receptor binding SET domain protein 1b (gene nsd1b). NCBI's taxonomy places the organism in Eukaryota, Metazoa, Chordata, Actinopteri, Pomacentridae. Gene Ontology annotation, cellular component: chromatin; nucleus. Bases 479 to 8089 code for a protein of 2536 amino acids. The transcript is spliced from 24 exons. The record is from RefSeq and is a predicted model, not a curated record. Gene Ontology annotation, molecular function: protein binding; histone H3K36 methyltransferase activity. Gene Ontology annotation, biological process: regulation of DNA-templated transcription.
GACACUCAGCUGCAGCUUCUCCUCCGUGUUUUCUGCUCUAUGUGCAACAAAACCCGGUCGACGGUUAAAGUGCAUUAAAAUGUGUUUUCUUGCAAUCAGACGUGCGUUUGACACACACACUCGUGCACCAGAGGAUCAGUGUGCCUCAUUCUCCCCCCUGUCGUGGCAGAACCAGAAGACAGUGACUUUGGGGAGGCAGAACAUGUACAGAGAAAAUGUUCCUGCUUUGAGAGGAAAAACCCUCCAGAGCUGAGCUGAGGUGCGCUUUGAGGCUCAGUUCCUCCGUGGCUGGAUGAACUUUAUAUCGAACAUAUAUUAACACUUUGUGGCCUGUGUUUUUUUUUCCUCCUCUAAAGGCUGGAGGACUCCAUUUUGAAGGGACCGGGUGAGCAGCAAAGAGAGAAACAGAGAGACUGCACAGCAACUCGUCUCAGGGAAGGAAACCCAUCUGUUUUUUCCGGGGAGGAAUCAUGCCAGCAUGAGUGGGCCUUACUCAGGCCCUGGCAGGGACACCCAUCAGUCCAGCUGCCCUCUGACCCCCAGCCGUGACCUCUCCACCCACUCCUCCAGACGACAUGAUCACAGGGUCGGACUAACCAUGUCUGCAGCCGCCUCCUCCCUCAAGCAUGCGUCCGUCUACAGGUUCACACAAAGGGACCACUCCUCCUCCUCUUCGUCGUCCUCCUCCUCGUCCUACAGCCCUCUCAGGAGGCUGCAGCAUCUCACCACCAUGGUGAGCCAGCCGGACCUGGUGCUGCCGGUGAGGGAGCCGGAGAGGAGCUGGGACUGGGGGUCGCACAAGAAGGACCGGGACUCCUGGGCGGAUCGCACUGGCAGGGAUUACUCUGGCAGCCAGAUUACGGGCCGAGAGGAGAGCUUCAGUGGUUCCUCUCCUGCACAGAAACCACCAGAGGUCCAGAGUGGAAGUAGAGACACACCUGCAGCCAGUCGCAGCGAUUCAGACAAAAAGACUGAAGGCUGCUUCUCAAACCCACCCAGUCCGGCCUUCUCUCUCGACAGCAACAGCCCCUUUGCCAACGGCUUGCUGCACUUUGAAUCCUCUUUGUUUGAGGACGAUGACAACGAUGAAGAGCGAGGGACCGUGUCGCCCAUCGGAGGCGUGCAGAACCAGCACGAAAGGCCAGGGAAUGUCCUCCAAUCCACACCUGGAGUUAGUAAUGUGAACUCCAAGGAUGCUAACCCAUCUUCAGCCAAGGUCGUCACCCGUUCCCAGUCCUCGGGCCAGCGCAGGAGAUACUGGGACGGCUCGGAGGACGAGUGGGAGAGCGGCAGCGAGCUGUUGCUGUUUGAAGAUAGCCUCUCAAGGCUUGCUGUGCAGCAGAACAGCGUCAAGAAAAAGUCGCUGCCGCCUGUGAAGUUUGUCGAGGGCGAAGUUGUUUGGGCAAAGUUCAGCCGGAGACCUUGGUGGCCCUGCGAGGUGACUGUUGACCCUGUACAGGGAAGCUACCACAGAGUGAAAGAGCCCAGCGACCGGCCCUGUCGGCUCUACUAUGUCAGGACCUUCGGGGAGCCCGUGGAGCUGGUCUGGGUGGAGGAAAAGUCAACUCACACUUUUCACGGAGGCUUUGAAUUCGAACAGCUCCACCUACAGCACCGGAGGGGGAAGCAAAGGGAGCAGAACAACAAAUACACCAUUGCGAAGCGUUUUCAGGACUCGUGGAAAUCCAGUGUGGCAGAAGCCGAAGCUGUUCUCCGGGAGAGAACCAAAAUGGCUUCCUCCCUUUCUCUGUCAAUAGACGACAGCUUCCACGACAGUUCAGCACUGGAGAGAGAAAACAAGGCUCAUCCAGCAUUUUCUCCUUCUGUUUCACCUGUUCCAGCACUUCCUGAAAAAUCGCACAUAACUAAUGGAUCCUUCUCAUCCCCAGUUACAGCUCCAACAAAGCCAAGCACUUUAAGGAAAUCUCCUGGCAAGAAGAAACGGAGUAAAUCAUCAAAGGACACGAGUAGUAAACACUCUAAAAAUACACUGCAGAAUAGCCCUGACCAAUCAGAUAGAGACAAUGGCGAGUGCCCGUACUCUGACCUCGACUCUGUCCCGAAGAUUUUGUGUCCUAAAGCACUUGAACGUCAGCCGAAGUUAGUUCCGACUGUCACGGUUGUCAAAGAGGUGAAGAAGCAGCCCGAGAUUCAGAGUGGGCUUUGGUUUAGCAAAUCAGGCAAAGAGAGGCGACCUAAAACAACCAGUCCGAUGCCGGAUCGCACUCUGUUCAGCAAGGUGCCCUGCAAGAAAAAGAACUCAUCUAUUGUUAGUAAAAAGGCGCUGGUUCCUUGUGGCUCCAGUUCGUCCAGUGGUGGCACCAGUGACCAGUCAGGGUUAUCAGACAAACAUAAACCUCCAGUACCUGCUGAAAGCAAUCUGCCAUCUGAACCGUCAGGACACUUGAAGUGUAAAAAUGCAGCAGCUGCUAGUAGGUCUUUAGCUACAACUUGGAGUCCUGCUGACCAGAGAUCUAUACUCACUGUUGAGAGUGGAUGUUCAAAGAGUCGGCAGCCAGUCAGUAAUGCAGCUGAUACCGUUUCUGGCUCAUUGUCUGGUCAGUUAGGCAGCUCAGAUGUUAAAAAGGCCUCAGAGCCCAUCGUGAAAGUCAGUGUCAGUGACCAGUCCAGGUGUUUGGAGAGCGUUAAGAGCAUCAGCCGAACUGAGCCUUCUGACCUGCCGACCCCUAAAAAGCUUCUUGUAGCUGAACAAGAAAAAGAAAGCAGCAAAACUCCAACAUCCACUCUAAAAGCUGACACUACUGACUCAUUAGCCAGGCUAGAAAAGCAAAGAAGUCUGGUCUCUAAGUGUAGGCUGCCCUUUGUGAAAUUAAUACGCAAGGACAUAAAAGAUAAAAAGUUUCUGAACUCCACAAUAACUUUACGUUCCACUGAACAACCCGGAUGCACAAAGAAAGAGAAAACACCAGACACUAAUGCAACUAAAACAUCCUCAAAACAGUUAGAGUGGAUGGAUGGCAAGAAACUCGCCUCCAUAGUCGGUUUACAAUCCAUAAAGGUUUCAGUUAAGAAGUUAAAGGCGAGUGGUGCGUCUGAUAUGCUUCGUCUCUCAUCAGAAUCAUCACACGGGGAUAAUAUUGUGGUUUCCAGUGUGUCUGUUGAUGAAUCAGGCAGUCGAGAAGCAGAGAAGACACCAAAUGUAAGUCCGAGUCGUGUGACUUCCUCAUCCUGUAACCAGUCAGAUCAGUCAGAAGGUCAAAAGACUUCUGCCUCUGAUGUAACAAGCAACUCCUCUGAACAGCGAGGCACUCCAGACCAAGAAAGUACAUCUGUCACAGCUUGUACUACAACUGUUCAGCCUUCUGAGAGGCAGGAGAGCUCAGUGUGUAGCAAUCCUCUGGUGCCUGAAGGCCUGUCUCCCGAGAAGUCCAAAAAAGUUGUCCACAAAUCAAAACAGGUUUCAGAUGAAGUAAAUAAAGUCCUACAGGAACAACCUGCCCACCUCCCGGCCAGCAACCGGCUGAUGACCAGAGCGCUGAAGGCCAUGCACGAGGCCGAGCAGAAGAAGCGUGAAAAAGCCCGAAAGGGGGCCGAACAGAAAAAACUCUUGAGUCCUUUCAGAAAGUCUGAGGACGUCGUGUGGAAUCCUGAGGCCAAAGCGGAUUUUUGCACUAAAACAAAAUCUCUGAAGUCUCGAUAUAAAGACAAUGGUGAGUAUGAUCGGGACACUUUUUCUAGAUGCAGCACCCCCACUUUGAUGCUUUCUGAUUCAAAUGACUUGGACGUCAAGAGUGAAGAUGAAGACCUCUCGAUAUCCUCCACUCCGCCCAUGGACUUCAUACCUCUUACUUCUAGAGUAAAGCCAGAGAAGGAUAAUCACUCCUCUGACGUACGCUCCUCAUCUUCACCAUCCUCACCGUUUUCUUUUAUGAACGCCUUCAAAGACGUGGAGGAGGUCUCUUUUCAGUCCCUAACGAAUGAGAGCGAUGGGAAACCGGUUUCUUUCAAGCCGGACGCAAACUACAAGUUCAGCACCUUCCUGAUGAUGCUGAAGGACUUGCAUGACACUAGAGAGCGAGAAGGAGCGCCUUUAGAGCUGGAGAUCGGCCCACCGAGUGCACAUGUUAAAGAGGAACCCUUAGUGAUGCCGGGGGAGGCUACACCCCCAGGACAAGAUCAAGAAAUUAAAUACGUGCACGGUAAUUCAGUUUCAAGUCUAAACAAAACUAUAGCCACACACAGUAAAGACGGCACAAUUCAGACGUCCAAGAGGCCCUACAACAGAAGGGGAAGCUCCACCGGGGUGAAAAAGAAAACCAACCGCAGAGUGCCUUGUCGUCCUGCUAGGUCUGGACCUGGUUUCCCAGGACUGGAGUCCCCAUCAGGAAUGAAGUCCUUGCCAGCAAUGGACUCUUCAUCACGAGUGGAUUGCUCCUCCAGAGUGCUGGGUUUGCAGAGCAGCAGCUGGGAGAGGCAGGCUGGAGGUGGAGUGGUCAGGACGGAGGAGGAGGAGAGGUGGAGCAGAGUAAAGGAGAAGCUCCAGAACAUGGUGCCUUUGGAGCAGAGGGAGUGUGACGCUACGCUGGGUUUGGAGCCGCCCAACGGCCUAGUUUCCAACUGCACUAAGAGUAACUUGAUGUACGGCGCUGGGGGAGGCGACAAGACUACAGCACAUAAACGGAUAAGAAAACCAAGCAAGAGGCUGAUUGAAUGGACUGAAGAGUACGACCAGAUUUUCUCCACGAGGAAGAAAACCAAAAAGCCUCUCCAGUCGAUUGGAAAGGCCCCUCAACCCGUUACCUCCACGUCUGAGUCCUCGGGGUCGGACAAGAACGCACACGACCACCCAUCCUUGAAUUUACUUCCUGAAAUACAGACGCCACCUCCAGAGGAAACCGCUGCGCCGACGCCAUCGGAGCUACAGAUUCCCAGCACUGAAAACCCAAGUCCCCAAGAUGCACCUGUGCUCUCCAUUGACACGUUGACGCCUCCACCUGAAGUCGAACCUUCGCUGUCAGAAGGCCUCGUCAAAGACAACGGAAGUGCUCCUGUAGUGGAGAAGAAACGUAAGAGGAAACCCACUCAGAAGAUCCUGGAGUACUGCCUGGAGGCCGAGGCAUCGACGGGCCCCAAGAAGAAGGUCAAAACACUGAAGAACAGUUCAAAUCCUGCUCCUCAGUCCGAUUCUGCCCUGCCAACAUUAAAAUCAAAGACUAAACCACUCACAGCCUCCACUCUGACCACAGUCUCUGAGAUUUCCACCAGUACGCCCACAACCACCGUCCAGGCCGAUCACAGUACUCCGACUCCCUCCACCCAACCACCGGCUUCACCUGAACCCAACCAGGUGGAGACGACACCAGCAGACGACGAUGCUCCUCAACCAGACGACGGUAAAAUUCAGGAGGUCAAGAAGGACGCAGCAGAGUCGGAGGGUGAACCGUCCAGCCUGGACCACAGUUUCUCCUCCAUGAAGGACGAGUUGUCGCUGUGUGACGAAACACUUUUACCCGCGAGGAAGAUCAUCGGCGACCGAGGAGGUCCGGCCUCCAUGAAGGAGAACAUUUGUCAGGUGUGUGAGAAGACAGGUGAGCUGCUGCUCUGUGAGGGUCAGUGUUGUGGAGCUUUCCAUCUGCCCUGCAUCUCUCUGGCCGAGGCGCCGAAGGGCAAGUUUAUCUGUCCGGAGUGUAAAUCAGGCGUCCACACCUGCUUUGUGUGUAAGAAGCGCAGUGAGGACGUGCGACGCUGCAUGAUUCCCGUCUGUGGGAAGUUUUACCACGGAGAAUGCAUCGCCAGCUACGCUCCGACCGCCCCAGUGAACCGAGGCUUCCGCUGCUCCAUCCACGUCUGCCUCACCUGCUUCAUCGCCAACCCCAACGGCUCCAACAUCUCCAAAGGUCGUCUGGUCCGGUGCGUUCGCUGCCCGGUAGCUUAUCACGCCACAGACCUCUGCAUGGCCGCCGGCAGCGUCGUUCUCUCCAACAACAGCAUCGUCUGUCCGAACCACUUCACUCCUCGCCGCGGCGUCAAGAACCACGAACACGUCAACGUCAGCUGGUGCUUCGUCUGCACUGAAGGUGGCAGCCUGCUGUGCUGUGAAUCCUGUCCGGCUGCAUUUCACCGCGAGUGUCUGAACAUCGAGAUGCCCAAAGGCAGCUGGUACUGCAACGACUGCAAGGCCGGGAAGAAGCCUCGCUACAAAGACAUCCUCUGGGUGAAGGUCGGCCGCUACAGGUGGUGGCCGGCGGAGGUCAGCCAUCCCAAAACAAUCCCAGAAAACAUCCAGCGAAUGAGGCACGAUGUCGGAGAGUUCCCGGUGCACUUCUUCGGCUCCAACGACUACCUGUGGACCUACCAGGCCAGAGUCUUCCCCUACAUGGAUGUGGACGCCAACAGCAAAGAGAAGAUGGGGAAAGGUGUCGAUGCAACGUACAAGAAAGCUCUGGAGGAGGCGGCUGUGAGGUUUCGUGAGCUGCAGGCAGAGAAGGAGCUUCGGCAGCUUCAAGAAGACAGAAAGAACGACAGGAAGCCGCCUCCAUACAAACACAUUAAGGUGAAUCGACCAAUCGGAAAGGCUCAGAUCUUCACGGCCGACCUAUCGGAGAUCCCUCGCUGCAACUGCAAGGCAACAGAUGAGAGUCCGUGUGGGAUGGACUCAGAAUGCAUCAACCGGAUGCUGCUGUACGAAUGCCACCCGCAGGUUUGCCCGGCUGGUGAGCGCUGCCUCAACCAGGCGUUCACUAAGCGUCAGUACAGCCAGGUGGAGAUCUUCAGGACGCUGUCUCGAGGCUGGGGGCUCCGCUGCGUCCACGACAUCAAGAAGGGUCACUUUGUGAGCGAGUACGUUGGGGAGGUGAUCGACGAGGAGGAGUGCAGGUCGAGGAUCAGACACGCUCAGGAGAACGACAUCUGUAACUUCUACAUGUUAACUCUGGACAAGGACCGGAUCAUCGAUGCCGGGCCGAAGGGGAACGAGGCUCGUUUCAUGAACCACUGCUGUCAGCCCAACUGUGAGACCCAGAAGUGGACGGUGAGCGGAGACACCCGGGUGGGACUGUUCGCUCUGGUCGACAUCUCUGCAGGCACAGAACUCACAUUCAACUACAACCUGGAGUGUUUGGGAAACGGGAAGACGGUCUGUAAAUGUGGAGCGCCGAACUGCAGCGGCUUCUUGGGCGUCAGGCCAAAGAACAACCCUCCAUCUGACGACAAAGGCCGCAAGCUGAAGCGGAGAGGCCACGGCAAGAAGAAGAAGAAGGUGGUGCUGACCAAAGAAAGGGAGGACGAGUGUUUCAGCUGCGGAGACGGAGGCCAGAUGGUUUCCUGUAAAAGACCCGGAUGUCCCAAAGUUUACCAUGCAGACUGUCUGAACCUCACCAAGAGGCCUGCAGGUCGGUGGGAAUGUCCGUGGCAUCAGUGUGACAUUUGCGGUAAGGAGGCGGCGUCCUUCUGCGAGAUGUGUCCGAGCUCCUACUGCUCCCAGCACCGCGAGGGUCUCCUCUUCAUCUCCAAACUGGACGGAAAGUUGUCCUGCAGCGAACACGACCCCUGUGGUCCGGAGCCGCUGGAGCCGGGGGAGAUCCGGGAGUACGCACCCGAACCCAGAGCCCUGCCCUCGGGGCUGGGGAUGGCCGUCAUCCCCCCCGCCGCCUCCAGCGCCACCAGCAGCCAGACUCCCGCCUCCAGGAGGACCCAGGAGGUUGGCUCCGGAGCCGGCACGAGUGCUUCCGAGUCAUUUCCCGCCUUCUCCAUCCCGGUUCCCAUCACCAUCCCCGUCGCUGCUCCCGCCUCCUCGCCUCCGCCCAGCAGCUCCGACGCCCCCAGCAGCCCUCACGUGUUCGACCUCCCACACUACUCACCCAUCUCCUCGUAUGAAGAGGAGAGGGACGUCUUAGAGGAGGAUGAGGAGGAGCUGCUGGCCGAGGAAGACGAGGAGGAGGAGGAGGAAGAGGAGGAGGAGGAAGAGGAGCUAGUGGAAGUAGGGAGGCCGAAAUCAGACACUCAACAAGAAGAUGGAGAGGAAGAGGAGGAAGAGGAGGAGGAGGACGUGGGGCUGGAAUACCUGGAGCUCAAAGACGAAGAGGAGGACGAUGAUGACGACGACGAAGAGGAGGAGGAAGAGGAGUGAUAUUUACAGAGUUACUGCAGAUGAAUGAGUCCGUCACUGUAUUCAAUCAUCAGUUGGAUUUAUGGAGAGAUUUAUAGGACAAAACAUAAAUAAACUGUGAGGUUUAUAAAUAAAUAAACAGCAUCAAUACUGUAUAGAUUUAUACACACACA